GCAUCGCGACAGAGUUGUGUAACUUUCCAGCUUCUUCCAGGCGAAAACUCUCGCGGCCGUAGCAAGUUAGCUAGCCACAUCGGCUAAAAUAGAAACAUCGAUCUAGUUUCGUUCUGGAUGUUUAUUAAAAGUUUAUUUUGUGUAUAAAGGUGGAGAGUUGUAUCGCUCGGACAGGACGAGGUGAAAAACAGAAGAAGAGAAAAGAGACAAAAGAAAAAUCGGGGGCGAAUCAGAAAUCAAACAUGUCCUCCUCUUCCUCCUCGCAGGCAUCUUCCAGGCGGCAGUGGUGUUAUCUAUGCGACUUGCCCAAGAUGCCCUGGGCCAUGAUUUGGGAUUUUAGCGAAGCUGUAUGUCGCGGGUGUGUGAAUUAUGAAGGUGCAGACAGGAUAGAAAUGCUAAUAGACACGGCGAGACAGUUAAAACGCACCCAUGUGAUGCAGGACGGAAGGUCUCCAGGUCCCCAGCCGGGUGGUAAACACGGCCCUGGGGCGAAAGAUGGCGCACUGGAUGGGGGAAGAAACACUGCUGAGCGGUUUGAAAGGAGCAGAGGGGAUUUUGUACCUACUAGACUUCCUAAUGGGCUGCCCAGGUUGGAAGAUGGUGCUGUUGCAGAGGUUAGCAGGCAGAGUCCCAAUGCGAGGAGGACGAUGGUGACAGGUGUGCCGCCCAAUUUGAUGGCCCAGGGGAUUGUGGGUACACCGCAUGGCCUCUUAAUCGGCGCCAGAUCCAGCGGUGCACCGCUGGCCAUCUCUGCACCAAUGUUGAGUGAGCUUGGGAAGAGACAGGCAAUGGGUGUUGGGAUGUCGUUCGUGAGCUCGGACUUUGAAAAGGAUUUGAAGGAAAAACAGAGGAAUGCUGAAGCACUAGCUGAACUUUCCGAAAGUGUCCGGAACCGGGCUGACGAUUGGGCUGGACGUCCGAAAUCUGUGCGUGACACUCUCCUAGCGCUUUCCAGCUGCGCACCGUUCAACGUGCGCUUUAAGAAAGACCAUGGCCUUGUUGGGAGGGUGUUUGCAUUUGACGCCAAGCUUGGUGUGGAUUUUGAGCUCAAGGUGUUUGUCGAGUACCCGUGUGGUUCAGGUAAUGUUUUCUGCAGCCUGCUGGCAUUGGUGAAGCAGAUGUUCCAGGAUAGCCAAAAAGACUCAGGCAAAGUGAUCAGCUCAGGCUUUAAAUACGUUGAAUAUGAGAAGCGGCAUGGUGCUGGUGAUUGGCGUCUCCUUUCUGAGUUACUCAGUGAUGCUGUUCGGGCAUUUAAAGAACCACCAACACCUGAUUCACUCCCUCAGCCUUAUUUGGAUGCUGCCUGUGCCAUGUUACCCACUGCGCUCUGCCAUCUUGGACGCCCCGGUCAAGCACGAAUGCGGCGCCGGAAAGCUUCUCCGGAUCCAGAUGGCGCUGAGAGGAUGAUAUCAGAGGAGCAAAGCAUACGCCAGCAUUGGUACCCUGGCAUGACCGCCCACAUUCCCAGCAGUUCUCUCGCCAGUGCUAUGCCUGGCCAGCCUCCAAAUCUCCAGGAGGUGGUUCCUGUUUCCCAUGGCAGUGAUCCUUCACCUAUCAGCGCCCUCAUGAGUGUUGCAGACAAUGUUGGUGCCAUUAGCCAAUCACCAAAAGACAUGCCAGGAAGCAGUGGCGCUCACGCUUCCAGUUCUAGCCCUUCUUCAUCUGGGCAAAGACGACAGGCAUCACGUAACGGUGAAAAUGGAUCCGGAACAGCUGCGGUUGCCACAGCAAUGCCCCCUGUUGCAGCGGCAGACCAAGGAUCUGAAAUCUCUGGAGCCUCUGGAGCUCCUCUUUGUUGCACCAUUUGCCAUGAAAGGCUUGAGGAUACACACUUUGUACAGUGCCCUUCAGUACCCGUGCACAAGUUCUGCUUCCCCUGUACCAGGGAAUUCAUCCGUAAUCAGGGCUCAGGGAGUGAGGUUUACUGCCCAAGUGGUGAUAAAUGCCCACUGGUGGGCUCCAAUGUACCCUGGGCAUUCAUGCAGGGGGAGAUUUCCACCAUCUUGGCUGGAGAUGUGAAAGUCAAGAAGGAGAGGGACCCUUAAUUUAAAGCAGGAAGUUGCAGUUCCUGAACCCCAAAGAUGACCGACACCACAGCACUGAAGAGAUGACUGUUCACAUGCACACGUACUCUUCCUCAAUUGAUCUCAUUCCUCUGUCCACGAAAAGAAUCCUUCCAUCCAUCUAUCCAUCCUCAUCAGUGUUGAUGAAUAGUCCCUCUGUCCCUCCAUAAUUCUUUGUCAAUUACUCUAUCCACCAUUUUUCCCAUCUUCUGCCCACAAUAAAAUCAAUCAUCCUUAAUCUCCCUCUUUUGCUCAAUCCUCUCGUCACUUCUUUAACUUUCUCUCUCUCUGUCUUCCCAUCCCUCAACCUUUAUUUCUGUCUUCUCAUUACACAUCACAUAUUGUGCAUUUUCUCUAUCAUCCCAUCAUUCCUUGUUUACCCCUUUUUCUCUCUCUCUCUGUUACUUCCCUCAUCAAUUAAUUUCAGUUAAUUUCAAUUUAUUUCAAUAUGUUUAGUGCUUUUAUCAAGACAGCCAUUUUCCUUUUCACUUUUCUCCCACCUUCUUUCAUUCCUUAAUUAAUGCCUUUUAAUGGACAAUCAGUUAGAUUUGAUUUGCUUGUUGUUUUUUCGUUCUUUCACCCAAACAUAUAAUAGUGCUUUACUGCAGAGCUAAAUUGUUUUAUUUAAGGUUUUACAAUCCCUUUAUUUUUUACACUUUUAUUUAGCAUUACUGAUUCCCAGGAGUAGAUUUAUCUCGUAUGCAACAUCAGAUGAAUGGUUAACCUGAACGAAUGUCCUACAAAUGCAUAUUAGCAAAAUAUUUAUCUACAGUUUUCUUUGUGUCAAAUAUAAUUGAUCAGCCAAUACUGAUAUUUUGCAGUGGAUCUACAAGUUUAACAACUAACUGAACUUUGUCACCCAUGAUUCUGUAAAUCCAGGGUGGACUGCAGCCUGGAUGAGGCACUAGUCACUAAUUGAUUUCUAAAGGUUUCUUGGUUGAUUGACUACAUUUGGCAAAAGAAUUUGCUUUUGAUUUCUUUUUCUCCCACCUGUAUCUUUAAGAUCAACAACAGCACUGUAGUAGGCAUGUGCCGAUGAUAGAUAAGCAUAUUGCAAUAAUUGCACAGUAUUUUUUUUUUAUCAUGGUUUAAGAUGAUAAAAAAUGAUAUGAUAAAAAAAAAAUGAAAUGAUAUUGUAUACUUUAACCAGUCAUUCUUAAAUUGAAACAACUGUCCAGUCUGCCAUGUUUUAUUAUCUGCUAAACAAAAUUAUAGACAGUUGUCUUAAAUAAGGUAUACAAAUGUCUUUACGCUAGCACAGAUUUCAUUAGAUUUAUUUUUUUUAAAUGGCACUUACCUAGUGCCUUACCUCUUAUGAAUUGGGAUACCGCAGUUGUGACUGUAAUUUAAAGUUCACAAUAACAACAUUGUCAAAUAUUGCAAUAUAUCAUAUCACAAUCAGUGUUUUAUUUUUUUUAAAUCACUGAUAAUUGGUACAUGCCUACAGUGUUGUGAGAUUCUUUUGUAUUUUGGUCAAAUACAUCUAUAUAUAUAUAUA
Messenger RNA from Ictalurus punctatus (channel catfish), 3561 nucleotides. RefSeq names its product interferon regulatory factor 2 binding protein 1 (gene irf2bp1). The transcript has 2 exons. Gene Ontology annotation, molecular function: transcription corepressor activity. NCBI's taxonomy places the organism in Eukaryota, Metazoa, Chordata, Actinopteri, Siluriformes, Ictaluridae. The coding region runs from base 243 to 2045 and encodes 600 amino acids. Gene Ontology annotation, biological process: regulation of transcription by RNA polymerase II. Gene Ontology annotation, cellular component: nucleus. The record is from RefSeq and is a predicted model, not a curated record.